Messenger RNA from Neurospora crassa OR74A, 816 nucleotides. RefSeq lists its product as hypothetical. The coding region runs from base 1 to 534 and encodes 177 amino acids. The transcript has a single exon. The record is from RefSeq and is a predicted model, not a curated record. Lineage: Eukaryota; Fungi; Ascomycota; Sordariomycetes; Sordariales; Sordariaceae.
AUGUCGCCGACCUGUCACGCGUGCGGCCAGCCCCUCGGCCAGAUCAGAGCUCCCCUUCUCAAUCUCAUCCCGCCGUCAGAAGACGCCCUCACAACGGAAAAGAAGAAAGAGAUCAAGUUAAACGAGACGGCAAAAGUCCACAACACGAUCGGCCCAGGGCUGCCCACGAUGCUUGGAACCCUACUUGACUACGUUCAAGAUUGGAUUCCUGGCUACCGCUUUGUCAAGAGAGUGCUCAACAACUUUUACCGAAAGACAAGUCCUACGACGGCUCUUGCGAUUUCUCCGGUUCAUACGGUUGCAUCCUCUGACCCCAUCGAGCAAAAGCGAAAAAGGCCGAAACACAAGAAAAAGACCAGAAAUACUCCGACAAAACCCGUUCAAGGAAAACCCCCCAAGUCCAAGCUGCCAGUGCCGGCCUCGACCUCCGAACAAACCUGCCGUAGGUGUCAUCAAGUCUUCAGAUCGAGAAAGGAACUGUUCAUGCACCUCAACGCCUGUCGGACUUCCUCAGGAUCAGCGUCGGUCGCAUAGGAAUGGAACAGCUUGUGAGAUUCCAUUGAUAGCUGGAGCAAAGGGUCGGGGUUCUGGUACAAUGACUAGGGCCACCUAUCCUUCUGGGCUCAGGACCAUUGCUCAGAAUUGGGGAGGACAAACUCGAUGAUCAGACAAAGGUUGUAUCUAUUUCUGCCGAUGCCGAAGGAAUGACUGAAUUGAAGGAGGGGAAUGGCAUUACGUGUAGUGAUGGCGCAUGUUAUAAUGGGACCAGAGUACACGGAGCAACGGAGGAUGAGGAGCGAACUACAUUUCAGCCGA